This is a messenger RNA of Ostertagia ostertagi, 318 nucleotides long. Lineage: Eukaryota; Metazoa; Nematoda; Chromadorea; Rhabditida; Trichostrongylidae. The record is from the annotation of a GenBank genome assembly.
AUGGAAAAGGAUUGGAAUCGUCCGUUGUGCAUAGAAGAUCCAUUCGAUCUACACCAUAACUUGGGAUCAGGUGUCUCGAGGAAAAUGUUUGUAUUCAUCGUUCGCAACAUUCACAAGUCUCGUAAGCUGUUCAUGUUGUCGGAUGUUCGGUCAAAGUUCCUCGAAGGAAAGAAACACACAGUUGACCAGGAAAUGCCCCUCAUGUUCUGUGAUGCCUACGCGGCGACUCUAUUAAGAGAGUGUCAGAUGGGUGCAGCACCGACCGAUCGUCAAUGCCGCAUAUGCCAUCGUAUUGGGCACUUUGCAGAAUCGUGUCAG